CCCCUAGCAAAUACCAUUGUUUUCAGUGAACAAAUUUUACUUUCUCCACGGUCUUUAUAAUCUUUGCGCUUUGAGAUUAAUCUUCCCUCGGAAUUGAAACACCCAAUAAAAAAAAGAACUGUAACUAGAAAAAUCAAAUAACUAUCACUAGCAGAUUCGUUCAUCUUCCCUCCAAAAAAAACUGACCGAAGACCCAAACAAACCAAAAAGCCCAACGACCCAACCCAUUAACCCAAAUGCAUUAACCACCCACAUGCCCGCCCAGAAACAAAAAAAAAAAGGAAAACCAAACAAAACUUCAACUCUUCAUCGGCGACCAAUCUUUGUUCGCCCUUUUUACGCCGCUGUUAUGCCGUCAGACCGCCGAAGUUCCUCGCCCUCUUCUUCUUCCCGGUCGCCGAACUACCCAUCUUCCUCCUCCACCACCACCUCUCACCAUUCCCCACCCAUGUCCGACGAAGACGAAGCCGUCCCGUCGGCAACGUCACCGGCGCGCCCUCCUGCUUCACCCCCGCCCAAGCCCUCCGACGAAUUAUUAGCCCUCUCCGCACCGCCGUCGACGGCCCGGUCCCACUCAUUUCCGAUGAGGGAAGACUGUUGGUCGGAGGACGCCACUCAUACUUUAAUUCAAGCAUGGGGGUCCCACUACUUGGAACUCAACCGCGGCAGCCUCCGUCAACAGCACUGGCAACAGGUCUCCGAAGCCGUCAAUUCCCUCCAUGCCCACACCAAGAAGCUUCACCGCUCCGACAUUCAGUGCAAAAACCGUAUCGACACCUUGAAGAAGAAAUUCAAGGUCGAGAAGUUCAAGUCCUUGCAAUCCAACGGCCGGUACGUUUCCUCCUGGCCCUUCUUUGAUUCCCUCGAUUCCCUCAUUGGGGACAACUUCGCAAAGCCUAAACGCCUCUCGCCGUCUCCUCCGAUGACGAGGAGGAGCUUUGUUAAGAAAGAUGUGUCUCCGGCGCCGGUACCGGUGAAGAGGGAAUUUCCGUCUCUUCCUCCUCCGCCGUCCACGGUGCCGGUGGGACCGAGGUCAAAGCGGCCAGCGCCGGUUGAGUUUGUUGAAGAGCCGGUUCUUAAGAGGAAUUCCUCGGCUAUGACUGCGGCGGCGGCGGCGGCUGCAGCUGCGAGGGUUGGAAUUCACGAUGAUGAUGAGGAAGAUUCUGAGAUGUCGAGUCCGGAGAGACGGACAAGGGCCGGGGCACGCACUGGUGGGAUUGGAAAAGCGAAGAAAAUGAUGGUCUCCGGCCAUGUACUGGAGGAGGGUUACAGGAAGUUGGCUGAGGCGAUUGGGAGCUUUGCAGAGAUUUAUGAGAGGGUUGAGGAGGCGAAGCAUAGGCAACUGGUGGAGUUGGAGAAACAGAAAAUGCAAUUUGCGAAAGAUUUGGAGCUUCAAAGAAUGAAGCUUUUUAUGGAGUCCCAAGUCCAGCUGGAAAAGCUUAAGAGAUCAAGGCGAAAUUCUCAAUCCGGUGGUUAUUUUAGGUAAGGCGAGCGGAAGGUUUGGGAAGGACUGAUUUUGUUGUGGAAGUACAGGUAGAUUUUUGGUUCAGCUGUUAUCAGCUGGUUUUUUGGGGUAUAAAAGGAUGAUUUUCUAGAUAGACUUCUCUCGAUAGGAUUUGUUGUGUGUCUACUGGUGCUGACGUGCUGUAAUAGUUGUUUGUAGUUUGUUUAUUGCAGAAGGAAUUGCUUUGUAGGAUAUCUAAGGGUUUUGUAAAUGGGCUUUCAUUCUGGUGUAAGAUUGUCAAUGACAACUUUCUUCUCAUUCUCUCCAUAUUGGGUUUGGUAAAGUGGAAUUAUUUUCUGCCUCCCUCUUCCAUGCCAAGAAGGUGGUUCAAAUGUUUUAAUUGUGAGUCUGUGGCAUAACCAAAACCUCUUACCCGAAUGACUUAUCCUCCAACAUCAUCCUUCUUUGUCUAUUUUUGGACUUACAUAUGUAUGUAUUUUACUUACCAGUACGUAAGUAUCCUCACAAGUGCGUAUGUAUUUCACUUAGAGCUAGAUAG
This is a messenger RNA of Oldenlandia corymbosa var. corymbosa, 2003 nucleotides long. The record is from the annotation of a GenBank genome assembly. NCBI's taxonomy places the organism in Eukaryota, Viridiplantae, Streptophyta, Magnoliopsida, Gentianales, Rubiaceae.